Molecule: messenger RNA, 1515 nt
Organism: Daucus carota subsp. sativus
Lineage: Eukaryota; Viridiplantae; Streptophyta; Magnoliopsida; Apiales; Apiaceae
Product: ras-related protein RABA5a
Exons: 3
Coding region: 619-1287 (222 amino acids)
Biological process (GO): vesicle-mediated transport
Molecular function (GO): GTPase activity; GTP binding
Source: RefSeq, a predicted model, not a curated record
GCAUAAAGGCCCAAAGUUGCCCUCCGCAGCCAUCUAUCUUCAACUCUUUUUUUAAAUCUCUCUGUAAAUCUCUCUCUCUCUCUCUCUCGCUCGUCUCUCAAUCUCGAUUCUCCAACCAAACCCAAACCUAAUCAUCACCUUCCCCACUCCACUUCUCCGAUUUAAUCUCAAUUCAAACGAUCACAAUCAUCAUCUCCUCACACAUUUUUCUCAAUAAACCUCUCGGUAGCAUAGAGCUGUCACUUUCCUUUGUAUGGAUGACAAGAUAGGAAUCUGACACAAAUCUUCAGAUAAAUUGCUUAAUUGAAAGGAAAAGUAGGUGAAGGUGGGGGAAUAGCUCUCUCAGAAUAGUUUAAACCAUCUUCCCUUUUGUGUAUGCAGAUACUUCCCUGGAUACCUUUUAUUCUGCAUCUCUUUAAUUGCUUUCCCACAGCUUUUGUCCUUCAUAUUCCUGGUGUUCCUUCCAAGCUUCCUCUUACACUAUACUCUCAAAUUAUCAUACCUUAAAGUUGGGAAUGAUAAACAUUGUAGAUAAAGUAACUGCUAAUGCCCCCUGGUCAUAGUGCUAUGUUAGUAAAAAUGGUUAUCUAGUAAUCUGAGAUCUCAGAACGUUUGGACAUGGAACUUUCAUCUGGUGAAGAGAAACCCGAGGACUAUCUUUUCAAGAUUGUACUAAUCGGUGAUUCAGCUGUUGGAAAGUCAAACUUGCUCGCAAGAUUUGCAAGAAAUGAGUUUAAUCCCAAUUCAAAAUCAACAAUAGGAGUUGAGUUCCAGACCCAGAAAAUGGAGAUUAAGGGAAAGGAAGUUAAAGCACAGAUCUGGGACACAGCUGGUCAAGAGCGUUUUAGGGCUGUUACAUCUGCAUACUAUAGAGGUGCAGUGGGAGCUCUUGUGGUAUAUGACAUCAGUAGACGACAAACUUUUGAUAGCAUUGGCAGAUGGCUUAACGAACUUCACACUCAUUCAGACAUGAAUGUUGUUACCAUACUUGUCGGCAACAAGAGUGAUCUUGAAGAUGCCAGGGAGGUUUCUUCAUCUGAAGGGAAAAGUGUAGCGGAGGCGCAGGGUCUUUUUUUCAUGGAAACCUCAGCUCGUGAUUCGUCAAAUGUUACUGCUGCUUUUCAGACAGUAGUGAAAGAGAUUUAUGACAUCUUGACCCGGAAAGUUAUGCAAUCCCAAGAUUUCAAGAAACCAGAGCCCGGGAAUGGCAAGACUGUAGUCCUGAAUCCGGAUGAUAAACAGGAUGUAGGUGAAGCACCAAAAACAUCAGGGUGCUGUUCAUCUUAGCCAUGCACAUCUGUGAAUUGUGAUUCUCCAGCUAAGAUCUUUUUUCAUUUGUCUGUUCCAGAGGAAAAAAUUUCAGACUUUUCACAACCUGAUGUAAUUUUUUCCUGCUGAAAUUAAGAACAGAGAUCCACCGAACCUUGGCCGCAAGGAAAGAUUCUGUUAGAAGUUGUAAAUGACCUGAGAAGAUAAGUUUUUGGUAAUUAUGUGAAAUAUCCAUCUUCUGUUGUA